Messenger RNA from Drosophila suzukii, 2269 nucleotides. It is a transcript of the gene Doc3, whose product is annotated as Dorsocross3. The record is from RefSeq and is a predicted model, not a curated record. Gene Ontology annotation, cellular component: nucleus. Gene Ontology annotation, biological process: cell fate specification; positive regulation of DNA-templated transcription; heart development. NCBI's taxonomy places the organism in Eukaryota, Metazoa, Arthropoda, Insecta, Diptera, Drosophilidae. Gene Ontology annotation, molecular function: RNA polymerase II cis-regulatory region sequence-specific DNA binding; DNA-binding transcription factor activity, RNA polymerase II-specific.
AUCUGAUAAGUAGAUUCUUUAAGUGGUAUGUUCCAAAUUCCUCCACCACAUUUCUUUAAGUUUUCCUCGUGCUCACAGAAUUACAGCAUCCCAUUUUAGAAGAACGUAAUCUCGCCGAACAUUAUUGGUUGGCCCAUAUCCAAAACGUUUUCCAGUUCCAUAAAUAUUACAAGCGAUUAGGCGACUUCAAAGAGCGCUUCCCCAAUUCUCCCCAGAAAACCCAUUCAAAAUGCCCUUCCCCUUUCCAUAUAAUAAUGCUAUCAGCAGCAAGAUGGGUGCCGUGCCCCCAGUUUCCGCGGGAGGAGGUCACCAGAACCCGAACCCCCUCCAAGACGUUACGAAAAUGGCGUUCCAUCUGGCGGAGCGAGUGAGAGCGGGAUGGCAUACCACUCGCUGAUAAGCAACCAAUGGCAGGGAGAUAUAUACAUGGAGAUAUAUGUAGAGGGAGUGGAAGCGAGAGAGCGGGUGAGUAAGCCACUUGAGCAUGAGAACAGGUCGGGCGACUCGACUACCUGAGGAUCGGUUCGGAUCGGCGGAGCAGAGAGAGAGGGAGGAACCCAACCGACCGGAUUCUGGCAGAAUCGAAGUAGUGCCCGCUCUGGGACUCCGAGAGACAGUCUCAAUCUGGAUAGCAAAGCGAUCAGUUCGUGUUCCAGUCGUCGCUUUAAUAGAUUUCGAUAUACUACGGAAUAAUAUCACCAGCAAUAAAAAGAAGAUCAUAUCAUAUCGCCACAACAAAAACCCCAACAUGUUGACCUUGCCCAACAUCGCCGAUCUGCGCCUGCAGCAGCAGAUCGCCCAGGAGAUAUACCGCCAUCAGAUUAUGCAACGAUUACCCGAUCCCCUGUGCGGACUACUGCCCAAUUUCGCCGGACACUUUGUGCCCCCGCCGCCACCACCGCAACCCACAUUGCCCGGAGAUGUGGAGGCCAAGCUGGAGAACAACGAUCUGUGGCAACAGUUCCACAGCAUCGGCACCGAGAUGAUCAUCACCAAGUGCGGCAGACGCAUGUUUCCAUCCAUGAGGGUUUCCCUUAGCGGAUUGGAGGAGGAGGCCAGCUAUUGCGUGCUCCUCGAGAUGGUGCCCAUCGGCGACUGUCGCUACAAGUUCUCCGGAUCCCAGUGGGUUCCGGCCGGAGGAGCUGAGCCACAGAGUCCUCAACGGAUGUAUCUGCAUCCGGAGAGUCCAGCCACCGGAAAGCACUGGCAAUCCCAAGCCCUGCUCUUCAGCAAGGUGAAACUGACUAACAACACACUGGAUAAUAAUGGACAUAUCGUCCUCGCCAGCAUGCACAAAUAUCAGCCGCGUCUGCAUGUCAUACGUACCUCUGAUCUCGGCCAGAUUCCCUGGGCCCCCCAGCAGGCCUUUGUGUUCCCGGAGACGGAGUUUAUAGCCGUUACGGCUUAUCAGAAUGACCGCAUAACCAAGCUGAAGAUCGACAACAAUCCCUUUGCCAAGGGAUUCCGUGAGUCGGGUCAGUCGAGAUGCAAACGGAAGAUCAAUGACUCGCCACCGCCAUCGCAGGCCGAGGUAACCCAGGUGGAUGCCAGUCCGAUGGCAUCGCCGUUAGCUAAACGGUUGCGACUGGUGGAGGAAAUUCCUCAGCAUCAUCAGAGUCAUCAGAAUGUUCCGAUGAUGCAGCGUCACUAUCUGCUGGAUACUCUGGAGGCUAAUUUCUAUUUGCCAGCGCCACCGCCGCCGCCGGCCAUCGACUAUGCCAGGCACAUCGGAGGAUAUCCAAGUUGGGCCUACACCCCGCCAUCGCCGGCCUCCUCCGUCUCCUCCUCGUCAGCGGGCUCCACCAGCGGCGAGUCCGCUGCCGAGCGAGAGGCUGAUGCCGACACCUUUGUGGAUGUGGUUGGUACUGCUCCUCCUCCUCCACCACCUCCUGCUGUUCCUGCUUCAGCUUCAGCUCCAGUUCCAGCUACCUCUCCCAGCGAUCCAAUGCCCAAGCCGAAACGCAGCAGCUUCAGCAUCUCGGACAUAUUAGGAACCAGCUCGUCCAUUUAAACCAAGUCCAGUCGGGUGCAUGUGCUCCCAUUUGGGCCUGAAAUCGGUGCCUUGUACAUUUAAUUAGCGUUUAGUUGCCAUCGUCUGCGUAGUGUCUAAGCUGAAUUGUGAUAUUUUGCAGUUAAUUAGGAUUUCCAGGUAUUUGCCAUCAGUAUUUAUCGUAUUUAUUAUGCAAUUUUAAUUGUUCACAUGAUUUCGUAAUGGAUUUAUUGUCUUUGGCAUUUUCAAUGCGGCAUAAAUAAAAUAGUUGUAUACAUA